Messenger RNA from Papilio machaon (common yellow swallowtail), 1250 nucleotides. RefSeq names its product coronin-like protein crn1. The record is from RefSeq and is a predicted model, not a curated record. The coding region runs from base 139 to 441 and encodes 100 amino acids. Lineage: Eukaryota; Metazoa; Arthropoda; Insecta; Lepidoptera; Papilionidae. The transcript is spliced from 2 exons.
ACAACGGAACGCUAUUUUUGUAUUGACAAUCGACGCACAGACCGUUAUAAUUCAAACCCUUAUUAUCGACUAUUUCUGUUGUGGAAUUAAAGUAAGUUAGUUUUUAAAUACAUACCGUAAUAUAAUACAGAAGAUAAAAUGGCUCCGCGAGAUACCCAAACUCACAGAGAACCGACUAAAGGAGUAAACAUUGUAAAAAAGAAGCCAGUUAAGACUAAUAAAAUUGAGGUGGCUGAAGCAAAACCUAGCACUGCACCAGCACCGAAACCAGUCACACCUAAAUCUUGUAAAAAGGAGAACAAACAAGCAAAUGUGACAGGAAGUGUAACAAAAAGUGCUAAAAAGCCAAUGCGCAAUAGACGUCCAAAGCCAGCUCAUUCCGGAGUACCUGUUCCGGAAAAAAUGAGGAAACGCUUAGCUCAAUUACUAAAUUCUGACUGAAAAAACACAUGCUAUAUAGGAUUGUGUAAAAGUUGAAAACUUACUACUAAGAAUAUAUGGCUAAUUUGUAAGACUUCAGGCUUGGCAGUCCCCAAAAUGUUUAUUUUUUUAUUAUUUAGUAUAUUAUAUACUUUUAGGAAAACACAAACUUAAUUAUUAAAGGACACUUCAGCUUUAAUUUUCAGUGCCAUCUAUGUUCAAAUCUAGGAUUUAAACUCAUUGCAGUUGCUAACAAAAUUUUACAUAUGUAACAGAUGUCUAUAGUAAGUAGUUGUUAAGCAAUUUUCAUUGACUUGCCAUAAUUUUUUUAAUUGUAAUCUUUAUUGAGCUUCAUUAUAGAAAAACCAGCUGUGGGUUUUUGAUGUGGAGACACAUUUAAGUUCAUAUAAUCAUCUGUCUUAUUUAAUUUCAAAAACUGCUUCAAAGUUUUUGAUUAAGAAAUUGAACUAUAUGUAGAUAAGCAUUACCAUUUUGUAAAAAAAAACUUUUAAUUCUUAAUUCUGUAUUGCAAAGAGAUAGUGGUUCACAAAGGUUUUGAAGGCUUCGCCAGCUGACGAUCCGGAGGAUGGGGGCUAGUAGUAAAAGCUAUUUUUAUUAAAAAGGACAUGCUUAUCAACAUGUCCAAUUUUUCGAUUGAUCUAGGAGGGCAACUAAACCCCCCACCUCUGUCUUGGUGGUAUGGUAUUUAAAUUAUUUGUAUUUGGUAGACAAAUGUUAGUGUUAAAUAAAAAAUUGACAAGUACAUUUAUUGGUAUACAUAAAUGUUGACAAAACCAGUACAUUUUUUUACUAAUUUUACUUUGAUUUUG